Messenger RNA from Centropristis striata (black sea bass), 2997 nucleotides. Its product is annotated as inhibitory synaptic factor 2A. Gene Ontology annotation, biological process: inhibitory postsynaptic potential. NCBI's taxonomy places the organism in Eukaryota, Metazoa, Chordata, Actinopteri, Perciformes, Serranidae. Bases 293 to 1780 code for a protein of 495 amino acids. The transcript is spliced from 4 exons. Gene Ontology annotation, cellular component: postsynaptic density. The record is from RefSeq and is a predicted model, not a curated record.
CGGGUGGAGAGGAGGAAAAGAGAGGGGGAGUGUUGACUCUGACUGGGGUUUAGAGGAACCUCACGCCACUGGAUCAGAGGACGCAGAUGUGCAACAACUAUUCCAACUACUGCCGCCGCCGCCGCUCUGCCUGCCUGCGUGCCGCCGCCUGCCUGUCCUCUUAACUUCUGCCAUGGCAUAGCCUCCACGUCCAGCUCGCCUUUAAUCCACUAAGGAAACGGGCAUGCAUGGGCAAAACCAGGGAUCUAGGCUAACGCAUCCUUUACGUCAGUAAUUCACAGUCUGAGGAAACAUGGUGAGCAAGGAAGGGGGCAAAUGCAUGCUCACCAACUCAGAAUCUGACUCGGAGGCAGCGCCCUUGCCCUCCACCUCGCUGGCGCUGGAGGUGAAGUAUUCCCUGGAAGCCAGUCGACAGGUGAGGAAGAGAAACAAGGCCCUGCAAGUGCGUUUCAAGGAUAUCUGCGAGGCACAGAACGAGCAAAGGGAGGCGGAGUUGCAAGCAGCAGGGAAAGGUGGCAAGCCGAUAUCAUACAAAGUGGCGUACCGCAAGUACAUGACGGUCCCCGCCCGCAGGUCCAUCCCAAACGUCACACGGAGCACAGGCGUGCAGACGUCCCCCGACCUGAAGAAACGCUAUCAGACCUUUCCCUUUGAGCGCAAAAAAGGCCACACCUUUAAACACGUGGCGGCCGUGGAAACUUAUAAAGGUCAGAAUAACGGUUUUGUCAUGGAGGUGAAGCAGUCCAAGGCUGCUGAGCAGGGUUUAGAUGAGGAAGAGGAGGAGGGAGCCUGCGGGGGGAGUGGAGUCCGGAGGACCAGGGCUCUGCUCCAUACUAAUGAGUGCAUUGCCACAGUGGAGCAGCACACUGCACCUGAUGGCCUGUGCUCUGACGCUCUGCUGCUCAGUUGCUCUGCAGACACAGACUGCCUUGCAGACACACAGAGAGGAAGCGGAGCCGGAGCACAGGCAGAGUACCAGCUCUGCAGUGUCCCAUCCAAAGCCAGGACAGGAUUACAACACAGGGAGGCCGACACAGACCGCUUGGCCAAGAGGCAGCUGCUCAAUCUGGAGGAGGGCUCGUCCCGAACCCUGCCGGACAGGGCCUCCAAGGUUACGGGCCCCAUCGCCUGGAACUCCCUUACGCAGGUGGAGUGCCUGGAUAGUCCGUCCGUGCGGAGCAAGCGGAAGAAAGCCCUGCAGCUCAACGGGCUGCAGAGUGAGACGCUACCACGUGUCGGCAGAGGCUGUACAACACAGGCACAGUGCCACACAGGACAGUUAUCUGCCCGGCCUCUGCGGGGCAUGGAGGAGCCUCUGACACCAUGCAGAGGCGGUGAGGCCGGUAGGGCACCGCCCCACCAAACACAGGAGGCCUGCAAGCAAAUAGUGCCUAUGAAUCAGGACGGGGAUGUUAAAGCACAGCUCCAGGCCAUGGAAAAUCUCAUCAGCUCCAGCCAAGAGACCAUCAAGGUGCUGCUGGGGGUCAUCCAGGAACUGGAGAAGGGGGAGGCCCACAGAGAAGGACUCUCCUAUCGAACCGGACAGGACACGGCCAACUGCGACACAUGCCGGAACAGCGCAUGCAUUAUUUACAGUGUGGAGCUGGACUUCAAGCAGCAGGAGGAUAAGCUGCAGCCGCUGAUGAUGAGGCUUUGCCCUACGGAGGACGGCCACUUCCCCUCCCUGCCUUACCCCCAGGAGGCCUUCACCUCCACCCCCAAACGCAAGUCCAAAGCUGACUCCAAGAAGCACGCUCGCUGGAAACUUUGGUUCCUGUGAGACAAAAACACAGGACCGUCUCCUCCUCCUCCCCACACUACUAAUGCACAGGAUUUAAUGAGUCCAUCCGGUUAUCCACAUCUGUUUGGUUUAUCCACCGUCUUCUGUUUUUUCUCACAUCUCCUUGGCUUUUUGUAGACCUGAGUAUAAUUGGAGAUUCACCACUGGAUACUGAGCCCCUUCUAAGAGAUGACAGGAUGUGUACUGGGACACGUGCAGAUUCCACGGAAAAAUCUAAAUGUUAUGCUUACCAAAAAUGGAUUCAGAUUUAUUUUGAACUAAUUUCUUCAAACAGGGUGUGAAAUUACACCAAGGCAACAUAUUUGGAGAUCAGCAAGGUGAGAAGAUGAAUUUGAUUUCCCUCUGUCUAUUUGCAUAUAUUUUUCUAGCUGGCGUCUACGGGGUCCUAUUCUAUGAUAAUGGUUCAGUGACCGUCACAUUUCUAUUCACCAGUUGGGACUUUGUCUUUCUUCCAAGCCUCCAGGAGAGGUUGGCAAUUCCACCAAGAUUCUCUGAGGUCUACAUCAACAGCAUAUCACCGUACUGCAAAGCACAAUUAACACUGUUCAGGAUACAUUUUCUCCAGAGUAAUUAAAAAAUAACUAUUUUGAGUAUUAACUCACACUUGUAGAUCACCUACUAACCCUGACAGAUUGAAGACUUUCCUAAUAUGUAGAAGAAGAGACCUGAAGGAUAAAAGAAGUCAGAGAUGUUUAGUGGACGAUCACCUUUCUAUCCAUCUCUAAAAAUGUCUCCUUGAAUCAACUGACUUUGGAGUAAAGAAUGAAUAAAUAACACUUAUUUUCUUAAUAACAUUUGCAAAGUUAGACGUCAAUGUACUUUUUUCUAUAUAAAUAUAUAUCUAUAUACAUUCACUUAAAGGUUUAGUGGAAUAUAUUUAUUUGAGCUGCAGUGAAGGGGGUUGUGCAUAGGAGGAACUUUCUGAUUAAUUCCUUUUCAUGCAUCAAACUCAGUUCUUACUAACCUCACAGUUGUUAUUGAAACCCUAAAGUCUGUCCGUACACUCAUCAGUAUAAAUCUAUAGAGAGUUUUGGCUCUACACACAGAAAAUUCAUUUAUAAAGAUCCUUUAUGUUUCAGUCAUGACACUGUGUAUAAUAACUGUUGGUUCUUAGCACAUGUGAGGGGUAACAGAAGAUAGCUGUGAUUGUAUUGCUGCAGUAUCCUGCAUCAGCUCCUGAAACCAAGCCAGAGAGA